This is a messenger RNA of Paramisgurnus dabryanus, 1376 nucleotides long. RefSeq names its product solute carrier family 2, facilitated glucose transporter member 5-like. Lineage: Eukaryota; Metazoa; Chordata; Actinopteri; Cypriniformes; Cobitidae. The record is from RefSeq and is a predicted model, not a curated record. Gene Ontology annotation, molecular function: D-glucose transmembrane transporter activity. Gene Ontology annotation, biological process: dehydroascorbic acid transport. Gene Ontology annotation, cellular component: plasma membrane.
CAAGUGGAUAUAAUGUGAAUAAAGUGUUAAAUCAUGCGAGUGCUAGCAUGUGACAGUGGGUUUAACAUUUUGAACUCUUCAUAAGUCAGGAUCUCUCCCUCACCAGUGUUAAAUGGGCAAAGCUCCACCAUAGACAGCGCACCUUCUUCCCCAAAUAAUCAGCAAUGGGAUUUUUCUAGCUAAAAGUUUAAUGGGAUACACAACACCCGCUUGCUGUUUUAGUUUUAUUUGUACAUUCAGUCCUACAAAUGGCAGAGGGGGUUUUGAAAGAUCCUAACAGGACAUGUACAAGGUUUACGAAGAUAAAGGCACUGUUCACAAAAAAAAAGAUUUGGUUUACAAGAAAGAAAGCCCUAUAGGGCAUCUUACCUUGUCCCUGUUGGCAGUAGCGCUGCUCUCGUCAUUGGGAAGCUCUCUGCUUUAUGGUUAUAACCUGGCUGUGGUUAAUUCUCCUGCGCUAUACAUUAAGGACUUUUAUAACCAAACCAUUGUGAGACGUUAUGGGUCAGGAGUGGAUGAAGAGCAUCUUACGCUUUUCUAUUCAAUCACUGUGUCUAUAUUUGCCAUUGGAGGCUUGCUGGGCUCUCUCACAGUAGGAAUACAGGUUACCAAAUUUGGAAGGAAAGGGACGCUGAUACGCAGCACAGUUCUGGUGUUUGUAGGUGGAGGGUUGAUGGGCUUCAGUCGGUUAUGUGGCUCACCAGAAAUGAUUAUUAUCGGUCGCUUCAUUACAGGAAUACAUUCAGGGAUAUCUCUCAGCGUGGUGUCCAUGUUUCUUGGAGAAAUCGCUCCAAAGAAUCUCCGUGGAUUCCUGGGACUCAUGCCCAGCAUUUUCAUCUGUUUGGGUGUAUUUAUUGCUCAGGUUCUGGGGCUUCAUGAGAUCUUAGGCAAGGAAGAGUUCUGGCCUCUGUUCCUCUCUCUUGUCAUAUUGCCCACAUUCAUACAGCUCGUCUUCUUGCCAUGGUUCCCAGAGAGUCCAAGAUAUCUUUUGAUAGAAAAGCAGAACAUUCAUGCCACAAUCACAGCAUUGAAGUGGUAUCGUGCUAAGUGUAACAUCCAGGCUGAGGUGGAGGAGAUGCAGGAAGAGCAGCGAACUUUGACCUCAGUGAAGACGGUCUCAGUAUUACAGCUCUUCAAGGAUUCGUCCGUGCGCUGGCAACUUAUCACCAUCAUUGUGGUCAAUGCGGGAAUGCAGCUGUCAGGAAUCGAUGCGGUGUGAAUGUUGUGUGAAAAAGACAAUAAUGUUGUCGUAGAUAAAAACAGGACUGAUUUGACUUCUCUAUUUUUAGAUCCGGUUCUACACCAAUUCAAUCUUUGAGAAUGCCGGCAUUCCUGCUCAUCAGAGCCAGUAUACAACAGUAGGCACAGGAGCCAUA